This is a messenger RNA of Dendrobium catenatum, 690 nucleotides long. Its product is annotated as protein P21-like. Bases 13 to 690 code for a protein of 225 amino acids. Gene Ontology annotation, cellular component: extracellular region. The record is from RefSeq and is a predicted model, not a curated record. Lineage: Eukaryota; Viridiplantae; Streptophyta; Magnoliopsida; Asparagales; Orchidaceae. The transcript has a single exon. Gene Ontology annotation, biological process: defense response.
UUAUCCAACAUAAUGGCAGCAAUUUCCUUCGUCCUCCUCCCCCUCGCCUUCCUCACCGUCCUAACCCCUCUCAAAUCCGCCUCCUUCACCGUCGUCAACAAUUGCUCAGACACACUCUGGCCGGCCGCAGUGCCGUACGGCGGCGGCAUCCAGCUCAACAGCGGCCAAACAUGGACCUUCGAAGUCCCAUCCGGGACCACCGUCGGCCGCGUGUGGGCCCGUACCGGCUGCUCCUUCAACGACUCCGGUAACGGCCAUUGCGAAACCGGCGACUGCGGCGGCAAACUCUCCUGCACCGCCUACGGAUCGCCGCCGAACACAUUGGCGGAAUUCGCCCUCGACGAGUUCUCCAAUCUCGACUUGUUCGAUAUCUCCCUCGUCGAUGGGUACAACGUGGGGAUUAAUUUCAGCCCGACGACGACGAGCGGGUCCUGCCAAGGACAACAAUGCGCGGCGGAUUUCGUUGGGCAGUGCCCGACGGCGCUGAAGGCUCCCGGAGGAUGUAAUAAUCCGUGCACGGUGUUUAAGACAGAUGAGUAUUGCUGCUACUCCGGCAGCUGUGCGCCGACCGACUACUCGAGGUUCUUCAAGAACCUUUGCCCUGACGCCUACAGCUUUCCCAAGGAUGAUCAGACUGACACCUUCUCUUGCCCCGCCGGCACCAACUACAGAGUCACCUUCUGCCCCUAA